This is a messenger RNA of Dermochelys coriacea (leatherback sea turtle), 3397 nucleotides long. It is a transcript of the gene INO80C, whose product is annotated as INO80 complex subunit C. The record is from RefSeq and is a predicted model, not a curated record. Gene Ontology annotation, cellular component: Ino80 complex. Lineage: Eukaryota; Metazoa; Chordata; Testudines; Dermochelyidae. The transcript has 6 exons. Gene Ontology annotation, biological process: chromatin remodeling. Bases 127 to 741 code for a protein of 204 amino acids.
UAAACCGGGCCCUGGCGCCGCGGCUAGGGAGCGAAAUCAGUCCGCCGCCAGUUGGCUGCGCGCGCGCGCGCCCGCGGGGAGGGGCGGGCAGCCGGAUCCGGCCCGGUGGAGGUGGAGGAGGGGGGAAUGGCCAGUCUGGUGCCAGGGGCAGCGGCCCGCAGCAAGAAGCGUCCGGCGAGCCCGGGCAACGGCAGCGGCCCCAGCAAGAAGAAGAAGGUGCCGGCGGCGGCGAGCGGCCCCCAGCUAGCGGUGGUGCGGUUGAGUGUAGGUACAGAGACCAUGAAUGAGAAUAAAUUUAUGACCGUGGAUCCCAAUACCGGGCCAAUGGAAGCUGCCAUCAAACCAUUGCCAUUUAAGGAUUCAAACUUCAUUGUGAAUUUCACCACGUCUGAAUUGAAACCGUUGAUAUCCACAGGCAUGAAAGCUGAGCACUCUGGCAUUGGUGGAGCAGCAGCUGGCAAGAAGAACAGAACUUGGAAGAACCUAAAACAAAUUCUUGCUUCUGAAAGGGCAUUGCCAUGGCAACUCAAUGAUCCUAGUUACUUUAAUAUCGAAGCUCCUCCUUCCUUUAAACCAGCCAAGAAAUACUCUGAUAUUUCAGGACUUCCUGCAAAUUAUACAGAUCCACAGAGCAAGCUGAGAUUCAGUAGCAUUGAAGAAUUUGCUUACAUUCGGAUGCUUCCUUCAGACGUUGUUACAGGUUACCUGGCAUUAAGAAAAGCAACGAGUAUAGUCCCCUAAGAUUUGCAAAAUGCUUUUGAGCAACCAGCCAGGGAUUGGGAUAACAUUAAGUGUUUUAAUAAAACUCUGGUUGAGGCGGGUGGGGGAGUUUCUUACAAAUUAAUAUUCAUAUUUAUGUCUGAAAGCGACUGGUAUUGAAAUGUGUAUUCAAAAGAAUAUUUAGUUUUAAUUUUGAUACCUCUGCAUAUUUGUUAGCGUGCUGACUCUUAAGAAACCUGUUGUAGUCAACAAAAGAUCCUGAAUGUUUAGCGUGCAGUCCUGGCCCUAUUGAAAUCAGUCUGAGUUUUGCCAUUUACUUCAAUGGGGCCAGGAUUUCACCCUUGCUAUUGUUAAAUGCACUGAUAUUUAUCUCAGAGUGAUCUGACCCCAGGAGUAGUGACCAAGAACUCCCGAGUUCUAAACCUGCCUUGCAUAUGGAGAAGUCGCAACCUCUUUGCUUCAGUUUGCCCCCUCUGUAAAAUACUUUUCUGAAUACUGUUGUGAGGAUUAGUUAAUGUCUAUUAAGCUUAUUGAAAAUGAAGGUGGCUAUACAAGUGCUAAUAUUUAUAUUAGAAACUUGAUUAUCCUAAUAUGGGCCAGGGCGCUGGGUGGGGAAACAGAUACUGAAUAACUUGGGAUAUUUUAGCUUUCAGAUAAUCAAGAGAAUUGUCAAUGUAAUACACACAAACUAUGAUACAAGACUCAAUCGUAAUGAAUAAGGAAAAGAGGGGUGAAUUAAGGUUGUACAAAUGCUGGCAUUUCCUUAACUUUUGAGUACUUGACUAUGCAACCCUAAUGUUUUUUCAUGUAGUUUUUUAUAUGAAAUUUCCUAGGUUUUUUAAAAAGCAAACAAACAGAAAUUCCAUCAUUAGCAUCAUAGAAACACCCCCAUGGUUCAUCAACAGGGUUGGAAUCUUCAGAUUCGCCACACUGACCUCUGUUGCAUGAACUAGUGGAGUAAUGAUAGCAAUAGUAGGUUGGCAUCUUCUCUGUGGACCAACACUAGAAGGGUAUUGGAUGCUUUACCAACUGGUUUCACAGAUAUUUGUUCACAGGAGAGGAAUAAUGAGUCAGGAAUCUUGGCUUCUAGUCCAGGUUUUAGAGGGGAGUGUGAUCUAGUGGGCACAGCCUGUUCUGCCCAUUCCUCCUCCUGAAGCAUGAUCCCCUCUGCCUUAUCCCCUCCAACCUGACUCUGUCCUAUUUCUCUUCUCUGGCUCCCUGGCCCAGCCUCCUGGCCCCACAAGUCCUUGUCUCACCCUUUUGGGCAUCCAGUCCCGGUCUCUCUCUUCCCCUUACGUCUCUUUGCUCAGUUAUUCCCAGUACCCCACCUUACUCUCAGCUCCUUGUCUUGUCUACGUGCCCAGUGAGUCCCAGUUCCCUCUCUCCUGGCUCCUCAGCCAGUCAUUCUUUCCCCAGCCCUGGCUUCCAGUGCAUCAUCCACACACAUCCCAUCCAACGCAUGCUCCCAGUCCCAGUCUCCCUCUCCAAGCUACUUGGCUAGUCUGUGUCUCCCCUGCCUCUGGCUCCCUCUCCCAGUUUCCCCCUGCACCCAGUCUUGUCAGCUCCGUCUCCUCCUUCUCACUGCACCACUGGUUCUUAGUCCCAUAGUCUUUUAUUGAAUUUUAAUAACCAGGUUAGGGAGGAAUGGAAUCAUUGUGGUCUUGUGGAAUGAGCCUGGGCUCAUAGUAGCAGGUCUGUUAUAAUCAGAGCUCUGCCACUGACUCACUAUGUUACCUUGAGCAAAUCGCUUCAUUUCUGUCUGUUUCCUUAUUUGUGAGAUGGGGCUAAUGGUACUUAGGAGUCUAAUCUCCCAUUAAUGAAUGUCUAUACUGUGUUUCUCACACAGUCCUGUGGAAGUGCUAAUUAUGAUCAUAGAUUUUUCUCUACUGCAGGGAUGUAUACACAGAGUACUGUCAACAUUGGCUUACUUCCAAGCCCUAAACAGGAAGGUUAAUUAAUGGAAAAUUUCAAAUUUAUAGGAUGUAGCUGGGAUUUAAUGCCCAUUUUUAAAAUGAUCCAAUACUUAAAACUGUCAAUUAAAAAAUUUGAUGUGCUUACAACAGGUCCCUCAAAUCUUGGAUAUAGGAUAAUGCCAUGAAUAAUCCCAGAACAGAAAAUAAAAAGACAGUAUAUCUCGCUUGAUGCCAGAAAACAUCAAGGCCACAUUCCCUUUGCGUAUGUGUUUUAAAAGGGAUGUUUUCUCCUUACUUUAUGUACUGAAGAGUGUUUAAGAUAAGCUUAAUUUUGAUAUGAAAAGAAAUCUUGUAGUAUUACUGUAAGAUAAAUAUUGCUUUGACAAGGCAGACAGUUGCUCAGAAAGUUGGAUUUCAGCACAGGUUAUUGGCUCCCACAAACACAUUUAAAAUUCUUUUGGUACAAAUCCUCAUAGGAACACUUUGAGUCCACUUCCUCCCCCCCUUUUUUUGUUGUUGUUGCCAUGUUGGUCUCAGGCUAUGAGAGAGACAAGCUGGGUGAGGUAAUAUAUUUUAUUGGACCAAAUUCUGUUGGUGGAGCUAUUGAGCUUCCCAGAACCCUUUAAAGUCCCUAGCUCGAGGGCUAUUGGGGCAUAACUGUAGGGGAUCAUACAAUGUCAAUGUGUAACCAAAUUUGUUACAAAGUUUCUACUGUACAGCAUAUAUUUAUGUAUAUGCAUUAAAUAUCACAUUUGAAAUCCUGA